Mauremys mutica (yellowpond turtle) is the source of this 4160-nucleotide messenger RNA. It is a transcript of the gene COL10A1, whose product is annotated as collagen type X alpha 1 chain. The coding region runs from base 331 to 2364 and encodes 677 amino acids. Gene Ontology annotation, molecular function: protein binding. The transcript has 4 exons. The record is from RefSeq and is a predicted model, not a curated record. Lineage: Eukaryota; Metazoa; Chordata; Testudines; Geoemydidae.
UGAUUCAGCUUAGCUUUGCAUAAAAAGUUAAAAAAUCCAAAAGCUACCAAAAAAGGCUCUUGAAUUAGCGAGCUGCCUCACUUUAACCCUCCUGAAAUGCCUGCUGAAAGAUUCUGUGAAUCAUGACUGCUGCAAGAGGAGCACCCCUUCUCCGAGAAAGUGGCAACUUUCCGUGACAUCCAGCAAGCAGGCAUUCCCCUCUAUCUAAAGACAUCUUUCACUCAGCUAAAAGUUUCAGAGGGACUGUUUUAAAGCUUGGCUGAUCUUGACAUAUCUUAAUGGUGGACACUGCAUGCCAGCGUAACUCUCUAACAGAACAGAUUGGGGAAUAUGCAGGUACAAAUAUCCUUUCUGCUGCUGCUUUCUCUGAACAUUGUCCAUGGCGGUGAUGGUUUUUUUUCUGAACGAUACCAAAAACAAGCCAGCAUGAAGGGGCCACAUUUCUUACCAUUUAACGUAAAAAGUCAAGGUUUACAGGGAAGGGGAGAACAAGGACCUCCUGGUCUACCAGGUCCUGCUGGCCCAAGAGGACAACCAGGCCCAGCAGGGCCCCCAGGCUAUGGAAACCCAGGUCCUCAAGGUCCACCAGGGCCCCCAGGCCCACCCGGAUUUUCUGCUGUUGGAAAGCCAGGCUUACCAGGUUUACCAGGAAAACCAGGGGAGAGAGGAUUAAAUGGUGAAAAAGGAGACAUUGGACCUGCUGGUCUCCCAGGAUCAAGAGGGCCACAAGGGCCUCCUGGAAUUCCUGGCCCUGCUGGAAUCUCUGUUGCUGGCAAGACAGGAGAACAAGGGCCACCAGGAGCACAAGGGCCACGGGGUGUCCCCGGAGAAAAGGGUGAGGCAGGUAUUCCUGGUAUAAACGGACUAAAGGGAGAAAAUGGAUAUGGAGUUCCAGGUCGCCCAGGAGACAGAGGGCUCCCAGGCCCCCAAGGCCCCCCAGGACCCUCUGGACUUGCUGGGAUAGGGAAGCCUGGUGAAAAUGGGUUUCCAGGUCAGCCAGGUGUGAAAGGUGAUCGGGGUUUACCAGGUGCACCAGGACCAGCAGGAAUCCCAGGUUCCCAAGGCCUUCCUGGGGAACCUGGAGCAGCAGGAAUUGGAAAGCUUGGAGCAAAUGGACCACCAGGAUUGCCAGGGAUUCCUGGAGCUAAAGGACUGCCUGGACCCCCGGGCAUGCCUGGAUCCCCAGGUCUUCCAGGGUUUGGAAAGCCAGGUUUGCCAGGGAUGAAAGGACAUAGAGGACCUGAAGGCCUUCCCGGUGUUCCAGGAAUCAAAGGAGAUGAAGGCCCAACUGGAGUUCCAGGAGAACCAGGGCCAUCUGGACCACCUGGAAAUAUGGGUCCUCAAGGACUUAGAGGAAUACCGGGUGAAAAUGGCCUACCCGGGCCUAAAGGUGAAGCAGGACCUGCAGGCCUUGCAGGAUACCCAGGAGCUAAAGGUGACAGAGGCCUACCAGGAUUAGAAGGAAAACCAGGAUAUCCAGGAGAGCAGGGUCUUGCUGGUCCUAAAGGACCUCCAGGUUUACCAGGCCCAAAAGGGGACAAUGGUCAUGCAGGGCCACCUGGCCUACCUGGUCCAAUGGGUGCACCAGGACUUAAAGGAGCACCAGGAUUUAAUGGUGAGCCAGGCCCAAGAGGACCUUCUGGAAUACCUGGUAUAAGAGGUCCAAUUGGGCCACCAGGUAUUCCAGGUUUUCCCGGCACUAAAGGGGAGCCAGGGGCACCAGGAUUACCCGGUCCAGCUGGCAUUGCUACAAAAGGUUUAAAUGGACCCAUGGGGCCACCUGGGCUCCCAGGACCAAGAGGCAACAAUGGAGAGCCUGGGUUACCAGGCCCUCCGGGUCCACCUGGUCCCCCUGGACAAGCAAUACUCCCACAGAUGCCAGAUGGUUACAUAAAAGCAGGAGAGAGUCAAGGCCUCACAGGAAUGCCUCUUAUGAAAGCAGGAGUAAAUCAAGGUCUAACUGGAAUGCCAGUGUCAGCUUUCUCUGCCAUUCUCUCCAAAGCCUACCCUGGGGCCACUGUGCCCAUCAAAUUUGAUAAAAUCUUGUACAACAGACAGCAACAUUAUGACCCCAGAACAGGAAUCUUCACAUGUAGGAUCCCAGGACUUUACUAUUUUUCUUACCAUGUACAUGUAAAAGGAACAAAUGUUUGGGUCGCACUCUAUAAAAAUGGCUCACCAAUCAUGUACACUUAUGAUGAGUACAAGAAAGGAUACCUUGACCAAGCUUCUGGAAGUGCUGUCAUUGAUCUCAUGGAAAACGAUCAAGUCUGGUUGCAGUUGCCCAAUGCAGAAUCUAAUGGCUUGUAUUCCUCUGAUUAUGUUCACUCCUCUUUCUCAGGAUUCUUGUUUGCUCAUAUGUGAUAGUAUUCUACCUUAGCUCUCCUAAUAUUGUCUCUUUCAGACAAUUUUAGUUGGACUAUGAUGUGACACCUAUGACUGGUCAUACAAAUUAUUUGCCACAAAGGGGAAGUGAGGAUGAUAGGGUAGGGGAAUUUGUUUCAAAAUUAAGCUUCAGAGUAACUUUGUGCGUUUUUAGAAGUCUGUCAGAGGUUUAUUUGCAAAAACUUUGUAGUAAGGGCAAGUCAGCUAUCCUGCUGAAUACAACAUUAAACAUUAUGAUAAUAGAUGAUGUAGCUCUUCUUUGUUUUACAUUUUCUUAAUCAGUAUUUCUAAGUUGAUUUUAUAUUUUAAAUGUACUCUUAAGCCUUCAUAAAGUAAUCAUUCCAGAUUACUACAUAUUUAUCUCACUGAAACAAAGACAUUAUUUUAAAUUAAUCAGUCACAGAAGUUUAGUGUGUUCAUAACAAUGUUUCAAGAGAUUGCUUUUAGAGAAAAGGAACACUAAUUUACUUUGUUAUAACAACAAUAGACAUGUUUAUGAAGUUUCAUCAACUUAAAAAUAUGUUUCCAAAGAUUUUAGGCAUAACAAAGGUUUUAUAUCUUACUAAGGUACUGAUUUCGCUGGAGGGAUCUCUUAAAACUAGUUCAUCAAAUAGUCAGAAGUAAAGAAAGAGAAAAUCACUUGUCCAGCUAUCUGCAAGAAAAGGGGUGUUGUCCCUUUAAGGGCUCUCUUCAAUAAGGGGGGUGAAGGAGAAAGGUUACAGGGAUGGACAGAAAGGACAAGGCGACUUUGGAAGCAAGUUUUUUUGUACUAUAGUAAUUAAAUGUAAAUGUCUAUUUUAGAUAAGGUUGUCUUUUGAACGAUUUAUUUAAAAAAAACUAUAUGUCUGAAGAGCCAAGCAUUUAAGGCUAAAGAUGAAUACUCAGAUUGUGAAUCUAAAAGUCUGUGCAAUGAUUUUUUAGAAAUGUAAUUUUAUAAUCUGCAGCAACACACUAAUGCAAUAUUUUUAAAGCAAAUUUUAAACUAAGUUCUGUAGACUAACUAAUGUUCUGAGUAUAUGUUACAACGGUUUUUGUCAAUAAAUUCAGAAACUGGCAUUAUAGAUCUACAACAAAACACAGACAUUCAUGCAUAUACUGAUAUACUCUAAAUUUAAAAUAGCUUUAUCACCUGAAAUCAUUAGAGGCAGUCUCUUACCCACACUGUUUUUCAUGCACAGUAAGUUUAUUUCUUUAAAAAGCAUAUAUCUUUAUUAGGUUUAUUAGUUCCCAAUUAAUGAAAAUUGGGAAUGUGCAUUAUUCAACGACAUAUCUGAUACAUUCCUGGCAGAGCUAAUUAAAUCAGCCAACAGAUCACACUGUCAUAUUUACUGUUCACACGUAUAUGUAAUGUUUCAUUAAUUUGUUGGAUACAGCAUUCAUCAUUCUAAUAUACAGUACUCAGCUCUGAAGUUAUUGGUACAUAGAUGAGCAAAUCAACUAAGUUAAUAUUUGUAAUUGUUUUUGUUGUUGUUGUUGUUGUUAAAUGUACAAAAUAGCCAUGUAACAGUGUGAUCAGGCUUUUGUUCAUAUAAGAGUCUUCUGUCCAUGCAUGGCUCUCAAAGAAGAGUAUGCAUCAGAGAGGCUUGUCAAAUAAAUCUGAAAAACUGAUUUUACUGUUUAUUUUAAGCUGAAGGUUGCUUUUACAUCGAUGCUUUGACAGUGUUACUCUUACUAAAAGCUAAAAAUCCAUGUUUUACCAUUUUUUGAUUAUUUUUUUAUGAAACCAAAGUCAGUGACUGUAUUAAUUUGAAACCAGCAUUUUUUUCUUCUUUUCU